GAUACUUCCAAGUUCUCGGCCGAUGUCGCCAAAUUGUUUGAACCAAGACCACCGUUAAGAUAUGUGGAACAAAUAGACACACCUCCAUCAGAUCGUCAAACUGCUCAUAUCUCUGGGAUAGGGUCAUUCUUGGAUAAGUUGAAAGAAUAUAAACAGGUAGAGUUCCCGAAAGAGGAGUUUAUAGAGACACCACAGUUAAAAGAACAAAGGUUGAAAAGAGAGAAACAAUUACUAAAUAAGAAAAAAUUGGAUGAAGAUUUUGCUAAUUGGGACCCUUCAACAGAUCCUCAUAUCAAAGGUGAUCCUUAUAAUACUUUAUUUGUCGGGAGAUUGGAUUAUGAAGUGACUGAAAUCGAUUUACAGAAAGAGUUUUCAAAAUAUGGACCAAUUGAAAGAGUGCGUGUCGUCAGGGAUAAAGAAACAGGAAAAUCAAAAGGCUAUGCAUUUAUAGUGUAUGAAAGAGAAAGUGGAACAAGAGCUGCGUAUAAGGAAGCUAAUGGAUUGAAAAUCAAAGGUCGUUCGAUUUUAACUGAUGUUGAAAGAAGUCGUACAUCUAAAAGUUGGGUUCCAAGAAGAUUGGGAGGUGGACUUGGAGGUCGUGGAUACACUCAA
Hansenula anomala is the source of this 612-nucleotide messenger RNA. RefSeq names its product U1 snRNP complex subunit SNP1 (gene SNP1). Gene Ontology annotation, biological process: mRNA splicing, via spliceosome. Gene Ontology annotation, cellular component: U1 snRNP; precatalytic spliceosome; U2-type prespliceosome. NCBI's taxonomy places the organism in Eukaryota, Fungi, Ascomycota, Saccharomycetes, Phaffomycetales, Wickerhamomycetaceae. The annotation marks the transcript as partial. Gene Ontology annotation, molecular function: U1 snRNA binding; mRNA binding. The transcript is spliced from 2 exons. The record is from RefSeq and is a predicted model, not a curated record.